Messenger RNA from Bufo bufo (common toad), 3102 nucleotides. RefSeq names its product far upstream element binding protein 3 (gene FUBP3). NCBI's taxonomy places the organism in Eukaryota, Metazoa, Chordata, Amphibia, Anura, Bufonidae. The coding region runs from base 84 to 1721 and encodes 545 amino acids. The record is from RefSeq and is a predicted model, not a curated record. Gene Ontology annotation, biological process: regulation of gene expression. Gene Ontology annotation, cellular component: nucleus; cytoplasm. The transcript has 18 exons. Gene Ontology annotation, molecular function: mRNA binding.
GUCGAUUUCCGUUUCCGGGUCCCCGGGCGCAGUGAGUGAGGUCGGUGUAGCGGCGACGGCCUCCUCCUGUGGUGGCCGGUACCAUGGCCGAGCUGGCGCAGGGACAAAGCGCGGCUGCCGUGGGGAUCAAGCCCGAGGCGUUGGCGGACGCGCUGCACCACCGGGUCCGGCAGAUCGCUGCUAAAAUUGAUGGAAUCCCACACUUGAAUAAUUCCGGACCACUCGUGGACCCUUCAUUGUAUGGAUAUGGCAUCCAGAAAAGACAGCUCGAUGACGGAGUUGGUAACCAGCUAGGGGCCCUGGUACAUCAAAGGACUGUGAUGACAGAAGAAUUCAAAGUGCCUGACAAGAUGGUGGGAUUCAUUAUCGGACGAGGAGGGGAACAGAUUUCAAGAAUCCAGACAGAAUCCGGAUGCAAGAUUCAGAUCGCUCCAGACAGUGGUGGAAUGCCCGAGAGACCCUGCGUCCUGACCGGAGCGCCGGAGAGCAUAGAGCAGGCGAAGCGUCUCCUGAGUCAGAUCGUGGAACGCUGCCGGAACGGGCCCGGUUUCCAUAACGACAUGGACGGGAACAGCACCGUGCAGGAAAUUCUCAUCCCAGCUUCCAAAGUCGGUUUGGUCAUCGGCAAAGGCGGGGAGACCAUCAAACAGCUUCAGGAGAGAACCGGCGUUAAAAUGAUUAUGAUUCAAGACGGCCCAUUACCAACCGGCGCUGACAAGCCCCUCCGGAUCACUGGAGACCCAUAUAAAGUGCAGCAAGCGAGAGAUCUGGUCCUGGAAAUCAUCCGAGAAAAGGACGUGGCUGACUUCAGGGGGGUGCGCAGUGACCUGAGCUCCCGGAUGGGGGGCAGUGUAGAGGUCUCCGUACCAAGGUUCGCGGUAGGAAUUGUGAUCGGUAGAAACGGCGAGAUGAUCAAAAAGAUUCAGAACGACGCCGGUGUAAGGAUUCAAUUCAAACCAGACGACGGAAUCAGCCCCGAGCGAGUGGCGCAAGUAAUGGGCCUCCCUGACCGGUGUCAGCACGCGGCGCACAUCAUCAAUGAUCUGAUCCUGACGGCACAGGAACGGGACGGAUUUGGGAGUCUUGCCAUGACACGAGGAAAGGGGCGCACUCGAAGCGAAUGGAACUAUUGCACGGGAGGGAUGCAAGAGAUCACAUACACCGUGCCGGCAGACAAAUGCGGACUCGUCAUAGGCAAAGGGGGUGAAAAUAUCAAAAGCAUAAACCAGCAAUCAGGAGCCCACGUGGAGCUUCAGAGAAAUCCGCCCCCCAACACGGACCCUGGGGUACGAAUAUUCACCAUCCGGGGCCUCCCGCAGCAGAUCGAGCUGGCCCGGCAUCUCAUCGAUGAGAAAGUUGGGGGAUCUGCCAUUGGAGCUCCGAGCAGCUUUGGUCAGAGUCCUUUCAACCAGGCGCACGCGACACCUCAUCAAAAUGGUCCUCAGGCGUUCGUAACACAGGGUUGGGGUAGCACUUACCAAGCAUGGCAGCAGCAGGCCCAGCAGCUUCCAGGUCAGCAGAGCCAGCAGCAGAACGCGCAGCCAGAUUACAGCAAGGCGUGGGAGGAGUACUACAAGAAGCAGAAUCAAGCGGCCAGCGCCACUUCUCAGCCGAGCUCCCAGCCCGACUACACCAUGGCGUGGGCAGAGUAUUACAGACAGCAGGCGGCAUACUACGGACAGUCAUUGGGACAGACGCAAACCCACAGCCAGGAGCAGUAGAACAAUAAUCCGGGCAGUUUUCAUCAUCUUCUUUUUUUUCUUUUUUCACCCCUACCCCCUCGGAAUCAUUACAGAAGAACCUUAAUUUGUAACCGGUUUUUAGAUUUGCAGACGUUUUUGAUGAAGACUUUUUUUUCUCUUUCUGUUUGUAAAACACUAGUGAAUAUAGGGUUAAAUCUAUACUGAACUUUGCUAAGAAUCAGGAUUCUAUAAUAUACUAAAGAUAUAAAUGUGUUGGGAGGAUUUUUAUUAGUUUUUUUUUUUUUUUUUUUUUUUUUUUGUAUACAUUUCUUACCCUUGAAAAAAAAAGUGUUAAAUGCAUUCUUUUUUGGAACCGAUCAGAUAUAUUAAAGAAAAAAAAAAAAAAGAAUAUAAAACUACAAAAAAAUCUAUUCUGUAUAUUCCUCCACUGUGUAGCCCCUGCCCCCCCUUUUUUUGGUGCUGAUAUUGCAACAUAUUUGUCUCAACUUUUUUUUUUUUUCUUGUCGCAUUCUGUCUAUUGGAGGAUACAGCGUGACGGUCUUAUCAAAAAAUGCGAGAAUAGGUUAUUGCUAUAAAAUUCUGUACACAGCUCAUGAAUUUUAUAAAUGUGUAUUUAAAUAUUCUUAAACUGUAAAUUCACGGAAUGUUUUACGUCUGAUUUUUCUGGUAUUAUGACUGUAUUUGAUUUUAUUGCAUAUUUUUUUUGUUAUUUUUAAGAGAAGUAUCGAUCUGUGUUCGAAAAACAAAAAACUAAUAUUUGAAUCUAUUUCUUGAGACAAGUAUUGUGUGUCGGGGGUAAAAGGGGAGGGGGAGCAGGGUCAUUUUUGUAGGCUUUGUACAAUACCUAGGGUUUUGAAGGGUUAAUAUAAAAAAUAAAAAAAUUAAAGUUAUGAUUGUUAACCCUCAUCCUCCCCCCUGUCCUUCCGGACGGAUUCGGAACACGUCGCGGUGCCAUGUGGUUGGAGUCCGUCUGGCAGGGCGAGGCGGGGGGAGGGGGACAUUUUAUAAAGCAAUGUUUCUCACUUCUGAAGAUGCCUCUGUAUAUCAGACCUUCCAAGCUAGAACAGAAAUUUACUUUUUUUGUGCAGUCAGAAAUAAAUGCUAUUAUUUUUAAUAUGAAAAAUAAGUUUAAAAAAAAAAGUUACAAGUUCUUUAAUGCAAAAAACACUGUGGAACCUUUAACAGUAUGGAAAAAGUUUAAAAAAGAAUCGUAAUAACUAUUUUUUAACUCCAGGGUUUGUUCACGUCGCUUUGAUUUUGUUUUAUUUUUUUUGUUUUGUUUUAAAUAUUUUCUUAUGUAAUUGUUAAAUUUAUCCUAGAAGAAUAAAGCCUAGUAUUAACCGCGGUCUGUGCUAAAGAUGCAAACGUUCUGAUUUAAUAAAAGGGAUCUGAUUUUGAA